GCUAUCCCAUCGCGAAGAUGCGUUUCUUGGACAAGCAGACCUACACUGUUUGGUGCCUUUCCCCGGCCUCCAGCAACGGCGUGGACGUCUCCAAAGCGCUGGCAGAGGCUUUUGGCGGGCACCCGUUGGAUUUGGAGGAGCUUUGCCUCCCGCAGCCGGACACGGUUCCGCUGUCGGAGUUGGGCUACAACCUCAUCAGCGGCCUCCACAACGAAGGCAAGUUCACAGCCUAUCUCGCCCGAAUAGCAGAGCACAUGGGUGCGGAGGUCGUCGACGGCGUCGGACUGGCUGCUUUCGCCAAGGUCUACCUGGACAACAAAGGUCCGGGCUUCCAAUACACGGACGUG
Messenger RNA from Symbiodinium sp. CCMP2456, 347 nucleotides. The record is from the annotation of a GenBank genome assembly. NCBI's taxonomy places the organism in Eukaryota, Dinophyceae, Suessiales, Symbiodiniaceae.